This is a messenger RNA of Lymnaea stagnalis (great pond snail), 1598 nucleotides long. NCBI's taxonomy places the organism in Eukaryota, Metazoa, Mollusca, Gastropoda, Lymnaeidae. The record is from the annotation of a GenBank genome assembly.
UUCCGUGAGGUCACACAACAUUGCCAGGCUAUAACUGUCGGUAUGUCAUAUGACAUGUGGCCUGAUCCUGGCCUAAAUUUUGGGGCCUCGUAAACCCUAAUUGUUAGUGCCACGCUAAUGAUAAUUUUUAGUCCAUCGUUAAUCCUAAUUUUUAGUCCAUCGUUAAUCCUAAUGGUAGAGAAAAUGUUAAAAAUUCCACAGUGCUUAUGGGUUGUUUUGUUGUGAUUCAGUGCAUAUUCCUAGAGCUGCUUAGAAAGGAAUAAAUUGAAAUAUAUAAAUUGGUAUUUUUUAAAUAUUUUUUUAUAUUUUGUGUGUGUGACCUGUUUCCAGAAUGUCUGACGGACAGCAGCAAGCAAUACUCACAUAAAACUUCACAGCGACAUCAGUCAAGGGCCAACGGCAGACCCAAGAUUUUAACGAAGACAAAGCUAAUGAAGUCGGACGUCAAGGACGCCCUCCAUUCGGAUUGGCUUGGGGUCAGGGGCGUCUCCAUGAAGUUUUACAUGAGCGAGCAAAAACAAAUGCUGGAGUCGAACCGCUUCACGGGCGGCACCAGGACGGACGAACCUCAACACCGCGGCAACGACAAAAUAAGGGCGUGGUCGAUAAAGGACACGACAUCGGCAUCGUACCAGGCGCCGCCCAUGAAAGGGAUACUAAAGUCUUGCAGUGGUUCUUCCAUUAGCGAGGAACAGAGAGGGAUUUGUCAAACGGUGUGCAGUAGAAACUCCUUCGACUCGACCAGAUCCCCCAAGAAGGUACAAUUCAAGAGUGAAUCGCCUUUAGAUGCUACAGAAUCAUUCAUCAGAAUGUUACAUAGGAGGGCGCCGACUAAUGACCUGACGCACCAUGACCUACCACACCAUGACCUACAACAUGAUUUUCUCCCACACUUCGACCUGGUACACGAGGAUCAAUCCCAUUCCCCAGGGAACACUGUCAAGUUUUGCCUUCGUGGCGGUGCCAACCAAAUCCUCUCCUACGACGAAUGUGUGAGACUGGCCGGAGGACUGACCACUGGUCACCGCUGCUGCAGCACCGAUGAGAUGGUCGUGCAAUUCGCAGACGGAGCCGAGGGAGGCUGGUCCAUGAACAAAAACAACCAGGGCUUAGACAGCAACGCCGAAGACAACGACGACCUCAGCGGAUGCCAGGCUGUCCAGCAGGACAAGUUACUCAGCUUGACCAACCGACCAGUCUCCUCGUCCAUAUUAAAGUUCAUCACCAAGCAUCAAAACUUAAUCCCGGCCAACGCCCGGCUCAACGGCAGCGCUGACCACAGGAUGGCGCACAUGCCUUGCGUGCAGAGCGCAUACAAAGACAUGUUGAGUAAUGUUCCGCAGAGGCAAGGUCUGAAGAAACUUCCCAGUGAGUGCGCGGCUCCGGGAAGACUGGCAAUAACCCCAGGAGUCGUAGCUAAACACUGCGAGACAAUGUGCUGUCCGGUCAAGAAUGACAACGGUGGACCCGAUGCAGGCCAUUUGGCGAAAGGCGACUAUAUUAAAAAUGGUGACAUUGAAAUUUCCUACGUAAAAAAUUUUCAGCUGGAAGCCAGUGAAGUAACAGCGGCACCGAACGAUGAAACCCUGCUACGGUAA